AUGUCCGUGUCACAGUACGGUACAGCAAGUCCAGCUGACAUUGAAUCAACCUCAGAAUUGGAAGUACACUCAUCGAAAUGCUAUUUACAGCAGCGAUAUCUGGUCGUGCUAUUAGCAUUUUUAGGAUUUGCUAAUAUGUACGCAAUGAGAGCAAAUUUAUCAGUUGCCAUCAUCCAGAUGACUAGCGAUACCGUUGUGACCACUGUAGAUGGGCAGCAAGUGAAGAAAGCUGAAUUCAAGUGGGACUCGAUAACACAAGGCGCUAUUCUAGGAGCAUUUUUCUAUGGCUAUUUUUUAACACAGCUUCCUGGCGGUUACUUGGCACAUCGUUAUGGCGGAAAGUUCGUUUAUUUCGCAGGUGUUUUCGGUACUGCUAUUUUCACUUUGCUUUCUCCUCCACUGGCAAAACUUGGGAAAGUUUCAAUAAUGGCCGCAAGAUUUUGGGAAGGAUUUUUUGAGGGUGUUUCAUAUCCUGCAAUGCAUGCUAUACUGGGAAACUGGACACCAACGAUGGAAAAAACUCGGAUGAGCGCAAUUUCAUACUCUGGUUCGUAUUUCGGAACUGUCAUAGCAAUGCCUGUAUCGGCUGUUAUCGGUCUUCAUUUCGGAUGGCCAACUAUCUUUUAUUUCUUCGGGAUAGCUGCUUUGUUGUGGUGCUUUUUAUGGGUGAAAAAAUUUCAUGAUUUGCCGGAAAACGAUCCAAAUAUAACCACUGAUGAAUUAACGUUAUUGAAACGCGAAACUAAGCAAGCAAUGAGUACUGUAAGAUUAAACUUAUCCGUUGUUCCUUGGAGACAUAUUCUUUCAAGUAGAGCCGUUUGGGCUAUUGUUAUUGCACAUGUAUGCCAGAAUUGGGGAUUUUAUACAAUGUUGACAAGUUUGCCACGAAUAUUGGAAAAUUUGCUUAGUUACGAUCGUGAAAAUGCUGGAUCUCUAUCGUCUCUCCCGUAUCUUGUUAUGGGUGUUGUGCUUCUAACUGCCGGUAGUUUUGCUGAUUAUCUUAGAACGAGCUGUAUGUGGUCCACCAUCAAAGCGAGAAAAGUUUUUUGCUGUUUAGGUCUGUUAGGAGAAGCGGCAUUUUUGUUGCUAACAAUAACAGAAAUGCGCAGAUUGUUGGUGCUUGUUUCACUGAUAAUUUCUGUUGGUUUGAGUGGUCUUGCAUGGAGUGCAUUCUCCGUCAAUUCUCUCGAUAUCGCUCCGCAGUAUGCUGGUCACCUUAUGGGUUUUUCAAAUACAUUAGCUACAUUGCCAGGAGUGAUUAGUCCGCUAUUUGUUGGUGCAGUCGUAAAAAAUCAGUCGCGCAGUGAAUGGCAUACAGUGUUCGUUUUUACGUCAUGUGUUUAUAUAUUCGGCUCAUUUAUGUUUUGGCUUUGGGCGAAAGGUGAGUUAGAAGAAUGGUCUUCAAAUCAAGCUGAUUUAUCACAAAGUGGUGACUGA
Messenger RNA from Cercopithifilaria johnstoni, 1437 nucleotides. The record is from the annotation of a GenBank genome assembly. NCBI's taxonomy places the organism in Eukaryota, Metazoa, Nematoda, Chromadorea, Rhabditida, Onchocercidae.